This is a messenger RNA of Fopius arisanus, 1736 nucleotides long. It is a transcript of the gene CDC50, whose product is annotated as cell cycle control protein 50A. The transcript is spliced from 4 exons. The coding region runs from base 130 to 1200 and encodes 356 amino acids. Lineage: Eukaryota; Metazoa; Arthropoda; Insecta; Hymenoptera; Braconidae. Gene Ontology annotation, cellular component: Golgi apparatus; endoplasmic reticulum; plasma membrane. The record is from RefSeq and is a predicted model, not a curated record.
UCGAGAUAACGACUUUUGUCAAACUAGGUCAUUAUCGAGUGUUAGCAAAUGAGGAAAAAUAUUCACGUGAAAUAAAAAAACAAGUGAAUUUACUAAUAGAUUAGUGAAACCAAUAAGUCAACUGUCACAAUGACGAGUGUCAGUGAAACGAGUUCGUUGCCAAAGACUAAAAAACCAUCAGACAGUGCCUUCAAACAACAACGUCUUCCCGCAUGGCAGCCAAUCCUGACAGCAGGAACAGUUCUCCCCACAUUUUUUGUUAUUGGAAUAGCCUUCAUCCCCGCAGGAAUCGGUCUGUUGUACUUCUCCGAGGAAGUGAGAGAGUAUUCCGUGGAUUAUACAAACUGCAAGUCCAUCCAGGAUAAUCGAAAGUGCUCGGAGGUGAUUCUGAAUAAACCGGGAAGCAUCUGCCAGUGCAACGUGGAUUUUCGCCUCGUCGAGGACUUCAAAGCGGACGUCUACAUGUACUACGGCCUAACGAACUUCUACCAAAACCACAGACGAUACGUCAAAUCGAGGGAUGACAAUCAGCUGUUGGGACGACUGAGUGAUGAAGUGUCGAGUGACUGCGGUCCCUUCGCAUACUCCGAGGGAAACGAUUCAAAACCCGUUGCACCAUGUGGAGCAAUUGCCAAUUCCCUCUUCAGCGAUGAGUUGAGUCUUUACUCGAAGGAAUUGAAGAAGGAUAUUCCCCUCAUCAAGACGGGCAUUGCCUGGCCCUCAGAUAAGAAUAUUAAAUUCAAAAAUCCACCUGGGGACCUCAAGAAGGCCUUCGAGGGAUUCGCCAAACCCAAAAAUUGGACUAAACACGUGUGGGAACUCGAUGAGGAAGAUCCCAGCAACAAUGGCUUUCAGAAUGAGGAUUUAAUCGUCUGGAUGAGAACUGCUGCUCUUCCAACCUUCAGAAAACUCUACAGGAGGAUCAAUCACACGGAACCUGUAUUCAAAGGACUCAUCAAAGGAGAUUACGUCCUCAGGGUUAAUUACUCCUAUCAAGUCUCCUCGUUCGAGGGCAGCAAACGGAUGAUCCUGAGCACGACUUCCCUCCUAGGAGGCAAAAAUCCUUUCCUGGGGAUUGCCUAUAUCGUCGUAGGAUGUGUCUGCCUCGUUCUAGGGGUUGCACUAUUGAUAAUUCAUAUUAAAUGUUCGAAGAGCACGAAUGAGAUGAUUAAUGUAAAUCAACACACGCCUUAUCAAUAAUCAGAGGAAGGAAUUAAUCCAGCAGGAUUUUAGCACGAGUUCAUAUUCUCGAAAACUCAGUGAAAGUCACGAGUGUUUUUUUCAUAAAAAUGCACAUGGGACGUUAGAUUAAUAUAGUUCCCCGCGAAGAACCCUCGGUAAUUUAUUUAUUAUCCACAGAAAUUACUCUGGUUUGAUUUUCUAAUGGAAAAUUUCCAAUGACGAUUCAUUUUCUCAAAUUGAUCAAAUAUUCGUUACAAUUCUGUUGCAAAGUGAUAAAACUAGAUAAUUUACAGUCUUAUUAAUCGAUUUCGCUUUUGAGAAUUUAGUCAGCUACAAAAAAGUCCUUCGGGUGCUUCACCUCAAGUUAAUAGUUUUCAAGGUAAAUUAUUAUAAAUACGAAAUUCGGUUUAUCUGAUUUUAUCACUUCGCUACUCACUUUAUCAGUUGCCUAAUUCGUUUUGUUUUAUUAUCCAGUAUUAGUUUAUCUUCUGUUCUCACAUAUUUACUCUAAGACGAUACAAAUGCAUUUGACAUGCGUUAUUUUAACUGUGAAA